This is a messenger RNA of Dreissena polymorpha, 969 nucleotides long. RefSeq lists its product as uncharacterized. The coding region runs from base 232 to 756 and encodes 174 amino acids. The transcript is spliced from 6 exons. The record is from RefSeq and is a predicted model, not a curated record. NCBI's taxonomy places the organism in Eukaryota, Metazoa, Mollusca, Bivalvia, Myida, Dreissenidae.
UCAGCGUUCACGGCUAAUCAGUUAACAAAGGACAAUACACAAAUUGCUGACCUAAGUGAUCAAUGCCGACCAACCAAACCGGCAGAAUGGUUCACCCAACUUUAUGAGAAUCAGUGGACCGAUGUAUUUGAAAUAUUGGACAAGAACGAGAAAGAGGAACGUGAAAUAAUCAACAUUAUUUCUGAUACUAUUAAGCAAGCAGAUAUAUUCUGUGAAAAAGAAAAGACCGACAUGACUGAGCGCAUCCUUGUUUGCGUCGCUUAUGAAAUAAACAACCAAAAUAGAAGCGCAAUAGACCGUUCACAAAACUCCAGUCAAGCCAGUAAGUUUACUGGCAUGGAAGAGACAAAACAAGCCGCCGAAAGGUAUAUCAAAUGCAUGAUGAAGGCUCUCGCUUUGCAGUCAAGUCAGCAUACAGCUAAGGUUAAAGUUGGAACAAGUUUUUUUUUCUGGACAUUGACAACGACCGGAAUGAAGCGUCUGCUGUUGUUCAGAACAACAUGCAUCUUUCUGACGAUUGGGAUGUCGAGAUGGUGGCGACAGAAGUUUAGCUUAGGAAUAAUCCACACAAGGGAAGCUCUAAAUGUCUGCUCAGAAGAGGACAUAGCAAGCUGCCACCAUAUAUACAGCAUUGAUAAUGGGGUGGCAACUCAAUACUGUUCUUCAUCGAAAGCAGAAGCGGAUCAUCUUUGUUUACAAAGUGAGAUUCCACAGGUUAGGCUUUCCAUGCCACUUGCCCCUGAAGACAUGUUAUGAUUCUAACAACAAAGUGCAUUUCAUUUAAUGUAGGUAGAUAUUUUGUGUACUGUGAACUUUUUGUAGUGGUGCGAUGUUUUAUAUCUUCCAUUUUUACCAGCUUGAUCUAUUUUGUCCUAUUAUAUUUAAAGUUUAAGUUUUGACAUUUUGUAUUUGAUUUGUUUUAGUUUUUAUCUGAGCAUCUGUAAAUUAGAAAUAAAUGAUAUGAAUAUC